Piliocolobus tephrosceles (Ugandan red Colobus) is the source of this 6000-nucleotide messenger RNA. RefSeq names its product vesicle transport through interaction with t-SNAREs 1B (gene VTI1B). Gene Ontology annotation, cellular component: endoplasmic reticulum membrane; ER to Golgi transport vesicle membrane; late endosome membrane. Gene Ontology annotation, biological process: regulation of protein localization to plasma membrane; Golgi to vacuole transport; macroautophagy. Gene Ontology annotation, molecular function: SNAP receptor activity; SNARE binding. NCBI's taxonomy places the organism in Eukaryota, Metazoa, Chordata, Mammalia, Primates, Cercopithecidae. The transcript is spliced from 6 exons. Bases 877 to 1575 code for a protein of 232 amino acids. The record is from RefSeq and is a predicted model, not a curated record.
UGGGGCCAAAAGUGCGCGCCACCAUGCCCGGCUCCUAUUUUGGGUUUCCGGUAGUGCUCUCGCUAUUGUGACCAGGCUGGUCUCGAACUACUGGGUUCAAGCAAUCCUCCCACCUCGGCCUCCCAAAGUACUGGGAUUACAGGCGCGAGCCACUCGCCCGGCCGGGUUCCACUUCUGAAAGCUUGGGGAGCCGCUGGGCCUUCCAGGAAAAGUGCUCCACCUCCCGACUGCAGGCAGAGCCCCCGGCCGGGCUAUCUUUCCAGGGCCGAAAGCUAACAUUCAGUCAAGACGCGAAAUGAGGAAUUCGGGUCAGGGUGGCAAAGCAAAGCGCGAUGACAGUGAGGACGACGUCUAGACGCAAACACACAUCAAAUCGGGCACCGGGCUAAACCUGGCACCCCGGGGAACGCGCGACUCCGGGACCAGACGCUCUCCGAGUCAAACUACAUCCCCCGGCGUGCACUGCAGCGCCCGCCCCUGGCCGGCCGGCGGGGCCCGGGAGGAAGGCGGCCGAGCUGCCCGUCCCUCAGGUCCCCUAGGGCCCUUUCUUUGCGGCCUUUCCCCACCCCGGACCGGGCACUUCUCGGGCUCUGUGACUGCCGUUCGCCCCGCUCGCUCCCUCAGGAGUCGCCUAAGCCGCGCAGUCUCCCGCCUUCCCGUCAGGCUUUCGCGCCGGCGCUCCCGCAAUCACGGGCUGGAGAGGGUGGGCGUUCCGGCUAGGGAGGACCCUGCCGCGGCCCCGGAAGAGCCUCGUCCUGGGCAGGGGUGGUGCGGCGGUCGCCGUUAUGGCCACGGGUCUGGGCGGCUGACCGCCGGGCUAGGAGAGGGCCCAGAGCCCCGAAUCUGGGUGGCCGCUGCUCCAGCGCUUCCUGCGCCAUGGCCGCCUCCGCCGCCUCCUCGGAGCAUUUCGAGAAGCUGCACGAGAUCUUCCGCGGCCUCCAUGAAGACCUACAAGGGGUGCCCGAGCGGUUGCUGGGGACUGCUGGGACCGAAGAGAAGAAGAAGUUGAUCAGGGAUUUUGAUGAAAAGCAACAGGAAGCAAAUGAAACGCUGGCAGAGAUGGAGGAGGAACUACGUUAUGCACCCCUGUCUUUCCGUAACCCCAUGAUGUCUAAGCUUCGAAACUACCGGAAGGACCUUGCUAAACUCCAUCGGGAGGUGAGAAGCACACCUUUGACAGCCACACCUGGAGGCCGAGGAGACAUGAAAUAUGGCAUAUAUGCUCUAGAGAAUGAGCAUAUGAAUCGGCUACAGUCUCAAAGGGCAAUGCUUCUGCAAGGCACUGAAAGCCUGAACCGGGCCACCCAAAGUAUUGAACGUUCUCAUCGCAUUGCCACGGAGACUGAUCAGAUUGGCUCAGAAAUCAUAGAAGAGCUGGGGGAACAACGAGACCAGUUAGAACGCACCAAGAGUAGACUGGUAAACACAAGUGAAAACUUGAGCAAAAGUCGAAAGAUUCUCCGUUCAAUGUCCAGAAAAGUGACAACCAACAAGCUGCUGCUUUCCAUUAUCAUCUUACUGGAGCUCGCCAUCCUGGGAGGCCUGGUUUACUACAAAUUCUUUCGCAACCAUUGAACUUCUAUAGGGAAGGGUUUGUGGACCAGAACUUUGACCUUGUGAAUGCAUGAUGUUAGGGAUGUGGAUAGAAUAAACAUAUUGCUGCUGUGGGCUAACAGUUCAGGUAUGCACUGGGUAGCCAAACUGUGGGAGGAGGGAGGAAAAAUGGAAAACCACUUAAAUGUGAAGGAACAGCAACAAGACCAGUAUGAUAUACCAAGGUAAUAAAUGCUGUUUAUGACUUCUUUAAAUUUACAUAGUACUGUAGCAUAUUAAUACCCUGUGAACUGCAAAAAGCCAAAUACAUUUACAGUAGUAUUGGUCACCAAAAUAGAGGGGAAACUUUACAAUUGUGAGAAUGUGUAAAUGUUCUUACACAUUAGACACCUGGCUAAUUAAGGCAGUAUUGACCCAGACAACCAUUUUGUAUCUGUCUGUCCCCUCAAUGCCUCAUAAUUCUGGAAUGCCCGUUGUGAAACAUGUUAGUGCAUAGUAUAUCCUAAAUUCUCACACGUGCUUGAUUUUCUGAUUCAUCUGGUGAACUGGGAGUAGGAAGUUGGCCAUAGACAAUAUGCCCUCCUUCUCUUGUCUGACCAAAACUUGAAGCAAUCACAUCCACUGCCAGGUUAGCUGUAGUCUUCGCCUCUUCCUCUGAGGUGGCCAACUGAGGAUUGACUUCAACAAGAUCCAGUGCCGACAGCAACCCUGGAAGAACAAAGUGUGACAAAACCUCAAAUUCCCUUGCUACUACUCUCAGUGAGGGUCAUCCCACUGGGACAGGGAGAACAAGCCAAGGUAAAAACAAGAGUCCCUUUUGUAGUAGAAAAUACCUAUUUUCAGGAAGCCCCUUGCACCUCAUCCUCUUGGCCAUGAAUUUAAGUUAAAACACUGUUAUGCUCCAGUAGAUUAAAAGAAACCUUUAAGAUAACUAAAUAAACCAUUCUUGUUCAACUAACAUAAUAGGCAUAAUUGUCAGGCCUUCUGGAAAAGGAAAAGGCUUGGUGUUGGGUGGGGGAGGUUUUCAUCCUGCUUGUUGGCAAAAUGUAUACCAUCUCCAGUAUGACUAGGAACCUUCCAGAUGCCUGCCUGGAAAUGAAUCAAGUAUGAAGGCAGAGGAAAUCUCCCACUUUCACUAGCUAAACUCCAUUCCCACUUUUGAACUCUAAUGUGUUUUCUGUAUCUGUUAGAGCACCACACCAUAUGCGCUGAAAUGUAGUUAUUACUGCAAGCUUCAUUCUCACCCCUGCAGGCCUGAGCUCUGGAGGCAGGUUCCACAUCUAACACAUCUUUUGUCUCCCAGCAGACUGACCCAGUAUCUUCUACUUGAUCAAGAGAAGAUUCAGCCAUAUGUUAGUUAUUUUAUUUGGACUCCAGUUACCUUCUGUUAAGGUUUGAGAACUUCUGUCAAAGUUCUCAGUACUGUUCCUUUGGCCUGGAGCAAGUGGAAGGGAAGCUUAAACCAGAAGAACCUAUCCAGACCUGCUAACAUGCUCACCCCUCUAAAUGCCUCAUUGCUCUGUAGAAUUUAACUUUUUAGUUGGUUAUUCUGGAUGAAGCGUGAUCUGAACAAGCUAGUAUUCAGGAAUACAAGUAUCUGAGAAUAUUCAGGGUGGCCAUAAAGUCUGGAAACACAGGCGAAUGUACCUAAUGGUUUAUUGAUAUUACACUAUAGUACAUGAUGUGCUCAAUGCCAUAUGUCCAUUCAGCAUCUUCCCUUAUUAGCAAUGUGUAGUUGAGUGUAUGGUGCCAAACUGCAACCAACAGGUAUAUUACUGUAGCAUUUCCAUCAUUUCCUGCACAUAGACCUGUGUUCCUGAUUUGUCUCUUGAUUUCCACUGACUAAACCUGCACCUUUAGCAUAUCUUAGAAGUGGUAAUCAAGGUUUGCAGUAUUAGAAAUACAUGCAUGACUUAUGUUUCCAGACUAUUGUCACCCUUUAAGCAAACUGCUUUAGGUAUCCAGUUGACAGCAUUAUAACAGUGCAGUGGCACAGUCAUGGCUAACUGCAAACUCAACCUCCCAAGUAGUUGGGACACCUGGCUAAUUAUUUUUUUUAGAAACAGGGUCUCACUAUGUUGCCCAGGCUGGUCUUGAACCCCUGGGGUCAAGUAAUCCUCCUGCCUUGGCCUCCCAGAGUACUGGGAUUAUAGGUAUGAACCACUGUGCCUAGCCCCAUGAGUGUCUUUUGGAAUAAAAUAUUGUAGCAUGGGAACAAAGAGACAAGUCAUGGCCGCUGCCACAUAUAAGUGCUAGAGGUUAUAACCCCUGCUCUAAAGUGGUGUUUUUAGGAAGCAAAGCAGAGAAUUGAACUCCCAGGUUCUCUGACCAAUAACCUGAGGACCACUGGCAACAUCUAAGAUUGCAGAUCUGAGAAUUAGACCAGUACUACCUGCCUUUCUGUACUGCCUAAGGUUCUAGCAGGCUGUGGCACUAAGGAGACCAUUUCUCAAUGUCAGUUUCUAUCCCAUCUAGUCAGGGGUUCUCUAUGGCCCUGAACCUUUCAAUCUGGGGUCUCUAUCCAUACCUUAGUUCCAUCACAUGGUUACUGAAGCAGUAUGAUUUGGUAGUUCUUUAAAUUUUGGAAUGAAAGGUCAUUUGAAGUAGCUUUAAAACCAGAAGCUUUCUGACAGAAAUGGAAACUGUUUGCAAACAAGUAUGAGUUUUGGAAAAGUAGCCAGUCUUGAUAACGUACAAUUCAUCUUAGUACUCUUUCCAUCAAUCAUUCUCAUCUAACUGUAUCCCCCUUAUUAGAGAUCCUAUCAGGCUCUAAUACAAGACCUACCCUACAUAAAGGACCCAAGAUAUUGUCCAAUUUGCAGAUUUCUUCAAGAGAUCAGCUUUAACUCCAAAUUCACAACUCCCAGUGAACCAACCUCUUAGAGUGUAAAUUACAGUCUUGGUCUUGCCUUCUUAUCUUAAUCUGCCUUUAGAUAACUCAGACACAAAGAACUGCAUCAGUUUGACAAUUUAUUCUUGUAUUUAGUUGUUUAAAUAUACAGUUUUUUACUCAUUAUUGCCUUAGUGUAAUUUGGCAAGAGCCAUGUCCAAGCAUGACUCUAAAGUAGUCCUUUUUUAUUAGCAUGGCCAUAUAAUUUUUAGCUACAAAAGUUCAAGCAAAAACAAACUCUGCAAUGAUGUGGAAUAUCAGAAAGAUCCUUUGCAGGCAAGAGACUCUAGCAUAUUUACCUAUUUUGUUAACAGGCUGCAGACCUGGUUGCUACAUACCUGUAUUGUGUAUUUCCUCAGCAAUAUACAUGCCUUCUCGAUAGGUUAGUCCCCCUACAACAGGAGUUCCUGUGGCUGGAGCUAGUGUAGGGUCAAAUGCAUCAAUAUCAAAACUCAGAUGGAUUGGUCUUUGUCUCCUAGAAAGGAAGAAGAUAAAAUAAUAUUUAACUGGUUGUGCUUAGACACUCAUCCUUCUCAUGGUUGCAACUCCUUGAUUUUGCUAUUUGUCCUGGUACUUUGUUAAUAAAGCUGUUAAUACAUUUCCAGGCUUUCUAUUCUUGGAAGUUACUGAGAUUGGCAAUGUUAACUUCCUACCUACCACUUCAUGAUACUGCCAUUUGUUCUGCAUGCCUCAGACAGACUAAUGUAUAUAUUUCUGCCUUACCCUGGGUAUUAGAACCUCUUACACUAAUAACUGUCAAUAGAGGGAUUUCUUCAUUUCUAGAUGAGAUUGGGCUCUAAUACAGUUUAAUUUAAAUUGGCUUGAUGUAGGUUAUGGCUGCUCUUAUUCUGUGAACCUAACAGCAGCUGAAGUGAACUCUAAUUUUAGGUCUGCAGUUUUAACAUCUUCCAUUUCUAACUUCAUUAGCCCCAAGUGUCCAAAGGCUGAAGCUAACAACUAAGUUUCUUAACAGCUUACGAAAUGACAUACUACCAGAUAACAAUUCCGACAUUAAUCACCCAGAAGUAAAUACUUGGUAUUGGGAAAAUGCUCUUAAAACUGCCGUUUGAUUAGUAUUCAUCUGCCAUCUUUCUACACUGCCAAGAUUUGCUUAACAUAAAACUCAUAUGAAACAAUCGUGAGACUGGAAAGAAUGGGACAGUUGAAACAAUAAAUCCUUGUCAUCUCAGAAUAUAAGCAUUAAAGAUGGAGAUCAAGAAAAAUUCAUGAGACAGAAGAUCUAGGCAAUGAUUUAGAGGAAGCCUCCUCCCAAAAACCCCAGAGGAAGAAUAUGACCUGUGUUUCAUAUUUUGCCUUUCUGAACUAUUUAAAAUUAUGUUUUUGCUUUUUAUUUUAAAAGUAAAGCUGCUGUCCUCAAGAAACAGGCUAAAGUGUGUUGCCCACUGGGGGUUUGCCCUGACAUCAGUUAUAGUUACUUACUUGCCAAUCAGCAGAUCAAAUGUUUGUUCCAUGACCUUCUGGAUACCAAGUCGAUCAAUAUCUCUCAUGGAAAAAUACUGGAUAUCAUAGUUCUUUAAAAUAAAACUGUGAUGAGA